This is a messenger RNA of Gymnogyps californianus (California condor), 1162 nucleotides long. RefSeq names its product programmed cell death 2 like (gene PDCD2L). Gene Ontology annotation, cellular component: cytoplasm. The transcript has 7 exons. Lineage: Eukaryota; Metazoa; Chordata; Aves; Accipitriformes; Cathartidae. Bases 1 to 1146 code for a protein of 381 amino acids. The record is from RefSeq and is a predicted model, not a curated record.
AUGGCGGCCGGGCCGCCCGUGCUGCUGGGGCUCCGCGACGCCGCCAUGGCGGGGCCGUGCCGCGGAGGCGGGCGGGCCCCCGCCUGGGCCACCAACAAGCUGGGCGGCUCCGCGGACUGGGUGCCCUCCGUGCGCCCGGGCUGUCCCUGCUGCGGGGUGUGCGGGAGGGCGCUGGCGCACCUGGUGCAGGUGUACUGCCCGCUGGAGGGGUCCGCCUUCCACCGCGUCGCCAACGUCUUUGCGUGUGGCGGGAAGGGCUGCUGGGGAGCGCCCCGGAGCUGGAAGGUACUGCGCUCCCAGUGUGCGCAGACACAAGAAAAGGAAACACAAGAUUACAGCGUAAACCAGAAACAAGAAAUGAACUUUGCUGCAAAGGAUUGGUGUGAUGAAGCAGAUGACUGGGGAGUCUGUGAUGGAGCAGAAUCUCCUGCAUGUGCCUCCCUUCAGCUGCUUGGCUUAAAUGAAGCGGUGAGCAGCUCCUGGUCCAGAGAGGUGGAGUGUGCAUCCCAGUUCCAACGGCUUCGCUUGUGUGAAGCUACAGAUGCGUCAGGUUCCCUGAAUACACAUCCUCCAGUCAGCGAGGGAAUGGUAAUGGCAGCGUCUAGUUCAGCUCCUGUGUUCCAGCCCUUUUACAUUAGUGUUGUUGAUGAGGAAGACUACACUGGUUUCCUUGAUACAGAUCAUGCAGAUGAGCUAUUGAAGGAGUAUCAGCAGAGAGAGGGUGUUGAUUUGGAACAGUUGAUGUCAGAAAGUUUUGCAGGUGAAGGUGAUAAUGAAAAAUAUGAGAAGAGUGAAGUCAAAAGCAGGGACUACACAUUCCAUAAAUUUAUGAAAAGAAUAUCUGUGUGUCCUGAACAGAUUCUAAGAUACUCUUGGGGUGGCCAGCCUUUAUUCAUUACACGUCCUCCAGCCGACAUUGACAAAGGUAUUCCAGCCUGCAGUAACUGUGGAAGCAACAGAAUAUUUGAAUUUCAACUCAUGCCAGCGCUGGUCAGCAUGCUCCAGAGUGAUUCAGAUCUGUCAGUGGAAUUUGGAACUGUUAUAGUUUACACAUGUGAGAGAAGCUGUUGGCCAACAAAUCAUCAAACCCCUCUUGAAGAAUUUAUUUUUGUACAAGAAGACCCAGAUCAGAGAUUAUUUAAAUAAAUUGUAUUUCUCCGCA